AUGGCGAGAGGAGGCACUAAGCGGAAGAUUGAAAUCGAGAAGAUCACGAUCAAGAACUCACUCGCGACUUGUUACUCGAAACGGAGUUACGGUCUCUACAGCAAGGCUUCGCAGCUCUGUCUUCUCUCUGGUGCGCAGAUAGCUAUUUUGGCGACUCCUCCUUCUGCCAACUCAAACGUCUCUUUAUACUCUUACGGCCAUUCUUCCGUCGAUGGCAUCGUCUCCGCGUUUCUCUCGGGACAACGUCCUGUUCCUGUUCCAGAGGAGAGCAAACAGACGAGAGAGGACAUUGGAGUUUGUUUGGCUCGCAAGGAUCUCGGAUUAGGGUUUUGGUGGGAUAACAAGAGGCUUGAUAGAUCCCAGAAUCCUGUAGAAAUCAAGGAGGCGAUUGGGUCAAUUUUGAGUCUGUUAAGCGAUGCCAAGAGAUUGCGUUCGGAUCAAGCGAGCGAUGUUGUUUUACAGCAUGGAACUGAUCAAGAGGUUAAUCAAACCCUAAGCCUUCAGUCAACUUCGACAAUAUGUUGCAUUCCUGAUUACUUACAAAACACGGAUACAGAGGUGAAUCAAACCCUAAAUCUUCAGUCGAAUCUCACUGUUCCUGAUGGUUGUCUCAAUACAGAUACAGAGAUGUUUGUGUUGGAUGAUGAUUUACCUGCAAAUCUGGACGAGUUUCUCAAAAACACUCAAGAUCUGGAUCAGAUUCUACCACUAUCUAACAGUUCCAACAAUGAUUUACCUGCAGGAAACUUGAAUGAUCAUCAAGAGAUGGAUUUUGUCAACAACAAAAACACUGAAGACAAGGAACAGAAUCUGCUGGUUUCUGACAAUUUCAAUGAUGAUUUGCCUGCAGAAUACUUGGAUGAUGAAGAGAUGAAAGCACUUUUUGAAGGGUUGUUACCAGAUGAGUUUGACGACUUUGUUUAG
Messenger RNA from Microthlaspi erraticum, 924 nucleotides. The record is from the annotation of a GenBank genome assembly. NCBI's taxonomy places the organism in Eukaryota, Viridiplantae, Streptophyta, Magnoliopsida, Brassicales, Brassicaceae.